Molecule: messenger RNA, 516 nt
Organism: Lactuca saligna
Lineage: Eukaryota; Viridiplantae; Streptophyta; Magnoliopsida; Asterales; Asteraceae
Source: the annotation of a GenBank genome assembly
AUGCCUUUUGUUUUCUUUCUAUUCGGUGCCUCUAUUCUUCCGAACUUUCCACCCACCAUCAACGCCUCCAUGCCUCGCUUUAGCACUGUCUUCGUUGUUCAUCAUCUCCAGUCAACACCACCGCCCGCCACCACCAACCUAUCUUAUCGCACCCCUUUUCUUACAAUAGAUGAUGAUGAUGACACUUCCCAUCAUGCUAGUAAGCCUGUAUGUGAGCCUUCACCUUCUAUUGCUUCACAUUCUACUCGUUCACCAUCUACUACCUUUAGUAACCCAAACAAAAUGGCUAAACCCUCAACUCCUAGAGCUCCUAGUGCCUCACCUGAUGAACCUUCUAUUACUGAUGACGAUUUAGCAUCUGAAAUGAAAAAAGAUCUACAACAUUUGACUAAAGGGACCGUGAAUAUAAGAAAGAUGUGGAUGACUUUGCCUAAUGUUCCCGAGAUAUUAAGAGGAUGGAUCGAGAUGACAGGUACAAGUUUAGGAGUUUUAAGGGACGGAAAGAUUGUCCAAUGA